GCGGGGCCAGCAGGGGGACCUGCUGCUGGGAGCGCAGCGGCCCGAGCCGGGGCCAUGGCGAAGCUGCUGAGCUGCGUUCUAGGCCCCCGGCUCUACAAAAUCUACCGGGAAAGGGACUCGGAAAGGGCCCCGUCCGGCGUCCCCGAGACUCCAACUUCAGUCACUACCCCCCCUUCCAGCUCCUGGGAUACGUACUAUCAGCCUCGAGCCCUGGAGAAGCAUGCGGACAGCAUCCUGGCACUGGCUUCAGUCUUCUGGUCCAUCUCUUAUUACUCCUCUCCCUUCGCCUUCUUCUACUUGUACAGGAAAGGUUACUUGAGCUUGUCCAAAGUGGUGCCGUUUUCUCACUAUGCAGGGACAUUGCUGCUACUCCUGGCUGGAGUGGCCUGCCUCCGAGGCAUCGGCCGCUGGACCAACCCUCAGUACCGGCAGUUCAUCACCAUCUUGGAGGCAACACAUAGGAACCAGUCUGCAGAAAACAAGAGGCAGCUCGCCAACUACAACUUUGACUUCAAGAGCUGGCCGGUGGACUUCCACUGGGAAGAGCCCAGUAGCCGCAAGGAGUCUCGAGGGGGCCCUUCCCGUCAGGGUGUGGCCCUGCUUCGCCCAGAGCCCCUGCACCGGGGGACAGCAGACACCCUCCUCAACCGGGUCAAGAAGCUGCCUUGUCAGAUCACCAGCUACUUGGUGGCGCACACGCUGGGGCGCCGGAUGCUAUAUCCAGGCUCAGUGUACCUGCUCCAGAAGGCCCUCAUGCCUAUGCUGCUGCAGGGCCAGGCCCGGCUGGUGGAAGAGUGCAACGGGCGCCGGGCAAAGCUGCUGGCCUGCGAUGGCAAUGAGAUUGACACCAUGUUUGUGGACCGGCGGGGGACAGCUGAGUCGCAGGGACAGAAGCUGGUGAUCUGCUGUGAGGGGAACGCGGGCUUCUAUGAGGUGGGCUGCGUUUCGACACCUCUGGAAGCUGGAUAUUCAGUCCUGGGCUGGAAUCAUCCAGGCUUUGCUGGAAGCACGGGUGUGCCAUUUCCUCAGAAUGAGGCCAAUGCCAUGGAUGUGGUGGUCCAGUUUGCCAUCCACCGCCUGGGCUUCCAGCCCCAGGACAUCAUCAUCUAUGCCUGGUCCAUCGGUGGCUUCACUGCCACGUGGGCAGCCAUGUCCUACCCAGACAUUAGUGCUGUGAUCCUGGAUGCCUCCUUUGAUGACCUGGUGCCCUUGGCCUUGAAGGUUAUGCCAGAUAGCUGGAGAGGCCUCGUGACCAGGACCGUGAGGCAGCAUCUCAAUCUGAACAACGCAGAACAGCUGUGCAGGUACCAGGGCCCUGUGUUGCUGAUCCGCAGAACCAAGGAUGAGAUCAUCACUACCACGGUUCCUGAGGACAUCAUGUCCAACCGAGGCAAUGACCUCCUGCUGAAGCUCCUGCAGUAUCGGUAUCCCCGUGUGAUGGCAGAGGAGGGUCUUCGAGUGGUGAGGCAGUGGCUGGAGGCCUCCUCACAGCUGGAGGAGGCCUCGAUUUAUAGCCGUUGGGAGGUGGAGGAGGAUUGGUGCCUCUCCGUCCUCCGCUCCUACCAGGCAGAGCACGGUCCUGACUUCCCCUGGACUGUGGCUAUUCUCUGCAGGGGAGGACAUGAGUGCAGACGGAAGGCGGCAGCUGGCCUUGUUUCUGGCUCAGAAGUAUCUGCACAACUUCGAGGCCACACACUGCACUCCGCUCCCAGCCCAGAAUUUCCAGAUCCCCUGGCACCUCUAGGGACCACAGUGGGACUCGUUCUGAAAGAGUGAGAAAGGAGGAGACAUGAGGAAGGAUCCUCUUAUUUGUGAUUCUCCGUGUUCAUGUUGCUGUUUAUAGUUUGUGGAAAGUGGGGGGCUGUCCCCCUUCUCACUGCCCUAUUGCACGUUUUCCCUCAUCCAUCUGGCAGUACCUAACCUUCCCCAACAUAUACCCUGGAUUCAAUGAAUGGAUUAUUCCUAAUAAUUAAUAAAAAGGUAUUUUUUCUACA
This is a messenger RNA of Suricata suricatta (meerkat), 1994 nucleotides long. It is a transcript of the gene ABHD16A, whose product is annotated as abhydrolase domain containing 16A. Gene Ontology annotation, biological process: monoacylglycerol catabolic process; phosphatidylserine catabolic process. The transcript is spliced from 20 exons. Lineage: Eukaryota; Metazoa; Chordata; Mammalia; Carnivora; Herpestidae. Gene Ontology annotation, cellular component: endomembrane system. The record is from RefSeq and is a predicted model, not a curated record. The coding region runs from base 55 to 1776 and encodes 573 amino acids. Gene Ontology annotation, molecular function: glycerophospholipase activity; monoacylglycerol lipase activity.